Pelodiscus sinensis (Chinese soft-shelled turtle) is the source of this 1121-nucleotide messenger RNA. RefSeq names its product YEATS domain containing 4 (gene YEATS4). The record is from RefSeq and is a predicted model, not a curated record. NCBI's taxonomy places the organism in Eukaryota, Metazoa, Chordata, Testudines, Trionychidae. Gene Ontology annotation, biological process: regulation of DNA-templated transcription.
UCAAAAUCUUCAUCACUGCUGGGCUGGAGGAAACUACAUUUUCACCCUCCUCAUUUUUGCCCCCCCUCUACCACCGCUAGCUUCAACACUGGGAAACUGUGCAGAUCUGAAACUUUAAUUUCUCUAGCAGAUGGAGAAUCACCGAUUUCACGAUGGAAAAAAUACCAGUUUAACAAAAGGUGUUACUAUUGUGAAACCUAUAGUUUAUGGAAAUGUUGCACGAUACUUUGGAAAGAAGAGAGAGGAAGAUGGACACACGCAUCAGUGGACCGUUUAUGUAAAGCCUUACAGAAAUGAGGAUAUGUCUGCUUAUGUGAAGAAAAUUCAAUUUAAAUUACAUGAAAGCUAUGGUAAUCCUUUAAGAGUUGUUACUAAACCACCAUAUGAAAUCACUGAAACAGGUUGGGGUGAAUUUGAAAUCAUCAUUAAAAUAUUUUUUAUUGAUCCCAAUGAAAGACCUGUAACUUUGUAUCAUUUGCUGAAGCUGUUUCAGUCUGACACCAAUGCAAUACUGGGAAAGAAAACUGUAGUUUCUGAGUUUUAUGAUGAGAUGAUAUUUCAAGAUCCUACUGCUAUGAUGCAGCAGCUCUUGACAACAUCUCGUCAGCUAACGCUGGGAGCUUAUAAGCAUGAAACAGAGUUUGCAGAUCUUGAAGUGAAAACCAGGGAAAAGCUGGAAGCUGCCAAAAAGAAAACCAGUUUUGAGAUUGCUGAGCUUAAAGAGAGAUUAAAAGCAAGCCGUGAGACUAUUAACUGUUUAAAGAGUGAAAUCAGGAAACUUGAAGAAGAUGACCAGUCCAAAGAUAUCUAACAAGUACCAAUUUGAUGGACUAAUGUAAAUAAAGGGACUUGGAUCAUGGAACAAAUGUUAAAAUAUUCCCUCAAAUCUCAUAGAGGGGACUACAUAGUUUCAUCCAUGAAUUUCAUUUAAAAAAAUUCUUGUGAGGCCAGAGUUGUAGGUGAAAACUGUCUAGUGUUUAAACUACAGAAAUAUGUGCAGUUUUUAUUUUUCUAUUAUUUUAAAGAGUGAUUCUUUGAGAUCAAACUUUUUUAAAAAUUGCAUUGAGUACUAUAUGGUAACUUUGUAAUAAAUCUCAGGUUACUGUGGUUUACCAAAUGUA